UAUUGAAAUUCGUUUCGAUUUUUUACGUGCAACAAAUCCAAAUUGAAAGAUUUUGAGUUAUAAAUUUUAAAAUAGCGAAUACAAAUUCAGGUAUUAAAAGUGGAAUUGAAAUAUUUUACUGUACAUUAUACAUUGUAGUAAAUACCCAGUCUAAAGUUUUGGUACCAAUGACCAAUCAUGUCAAAUGCAUUCAUAUGGUGGUGAGCAGUCGAGAGACUCAGUAGUCUUCUCGCUGCGUAUAACAUUACUUCAAAACGUUAAGCGCACCAGUGCGGUACUGCACGAUAAUAAUAUCAUGAUCGAAUGAUAACCUAGUUUCAUGAAAAGAUUCUAGACGCAAUCUUCCUAUAUAUCGCCGCGAAUUUUAAGAAGACUUUAGUGAAAGACUUAAAAUGUUUAGUAAAUUAUAUGAAAAAAGACUUCAGCAGCAGUGCAGUCCUGUGAGUAGGAACCAGUAUGUGCUGGCCCGGCCAGAACCUAUGGACAGAUUUAUUCCAUGCAGAUUGGAUAAUAAUUGGCAGACAAGUUUUCAAGCAAUACGCCGAGGAACAGACAACCAGCCAGCUAAGAAAGCACGCAGUGAUGGCAGUGGAAAUGAAAACGCCAGCAGUGGGAGGGAUCACCUGGCCUAUGGCUGUCUACUCCGUAAUGAGCUCCUUGGUGCACAGAUUGAAGAGUUGAGGGGUCCUCCGGCACCCUGCUCAGAUGGGAAUAGAGCCGCACUGGGUUCUGUCCAGUUGCCAGGGACCGCUCUGGCCUUUUCACCGCCAGUAUUUAGAUUCAGAGCACAACCACAAAACGCUGAGGAGAAUAUAGACCCAUCUCCAUACAGCCUUUCGCCGGUGUCUGCAAAAUCACAGAAGCUACUUCGGUCUCCACGGAAAGCGACUAGAAAAAUCUCUCGAAUACCUUUUAAAGUACUAGAUGCUCCAGAUCUUCAAGAUGACUUCUACCUUAACCUGGUGGACUGGUCAGGCCAGAAUGUUCUCAGCGUCGGCUUGGGCAGCUGCGUCUAUCUUUGGAGUGCAUGUACUAGUCAAGUAACUCGACUUUGCGAUUACUCGUCAGAUGGCAACACCGUAACAUCUGUGGCGUGGAGCGAGCGAGGCCACCACGUGGCCGUUGGCACACAGAAAGGUCACAUUAGUGUAUGGGAUGUGGCUGUCAAUAAAGAGGUAUCAAAUCUUCAAGGUCACGUGGCUCGAGUGGGCGCUUUGGCUUGGAACGGCGACACGUUGAGUUCCGGCUCUCGGGACCGACAUAUCAGACAGCGGGACACACGGGCACCUAAUGCAACAUCAUCACGUAUACUACAAGGGCAUAGACAAGAGGUGUGUGGAUUGAAGUGGUCCCCUGAUGGACAGUUGCUCGCUUCUGGUGGCAACGACAACAAACUCUUUGUAUGGUCUAUGCAUUCCCCAUCGCCUGUACAAACAUAUUCGGCCCACGUAGCAGCGGUGAAGGCGAUCGCCUGGUCUCCGCACCAGCACGGCCUUUUGGCCUCAGGCGGAGGAACGGCAGAUCGCUGCAUACGUUUCUGGAAUACGCUGACUUCUCAGCCCAUGCAGUGCGUCGAUACCGGCUCCCAAGUAUGCAACCUUGCAUGGUCUAAACAUUCAAGCGAGUUGGUCUCAACUCACGGAUAUUCGCAGAACCAAAUACUUGUAUGGAAAUAUCCUUCGCUAACGCAGGUCGCAAAGCUAACUGGUCACUCAUAUAGAGUGCUUUACCUGGCCUUGUCCCCGGAUGGUGAGGCGAUCGUGACCGGCGCAGGAGACGAAACACUCAGAUUCUGGAAUGUUUUCUCCAAAACACCUUCACAUAAAGAAAAUAAGAGCGUUUUAAACCUCUACACGGCUCUUAGAUAAGUGUUGCCAGAUUCACACAUUAUAUUGGGAAAUUUUGGUGGUAGAUUGUGGUCUUUAGGUUAUAUAGAAUUGGUGUGUGUGGUUGGUUUUCGUAUGUGUGGUGUAAAACUCGGAAAGUUUUUUCAUUUAUAUAUUUUAAUAAAGUACAGAGACAUUAUCAUCAUAUAUAUAUAUCAUACACAUUUAACAUAGUGUGUGCAAGUAUAAAAGUGUUCUUUAAAUAGUGUUGCCAUUCCGCAUAGACAAUUUGCCAAAUUAUUUUGGAUUGUGAUCAUGUUUUAGAUGUAUUUAGUUGUAAAACUUUUAUAUUGUUUAUUUAAGAAGACUAUAGCGCUCUCUCUUUCUGAAGUAUACUUAGAUAGAGAUAGCGACAAGUUGUCUUCAAAAAAUGUUUAAAGAAAUUCUUUGGAAUAUGUAUACAAUAAUUUGUGUAUUUCAUAUUUAAUGUUUGUAUAAAUUGGAUGGAUGUGCGCUAAAUAAUAAUGUAAUGGUACAGAAAUAUAUAUAAUUUGAAUUAAUAAAAAUUAUUAAUACAAUAAUAUACUUACCAUAAAUAUAUUAUUGUAUUAAUCCCACAAGAAAAGAGCGUACUAAUUCUUAAAGGGCCGGCAACCCACUCGCGUGUCCUCUGACAUUGAGUAUCCAUGGGCGGCGGUAUCACUUAAAAUCAGGUGAGCCUCCUGCCUGUUUGCCCCCGCUGUUCUAAAAAAAAAUAUACAAUAAAUUCGCAAUCAACUUUAGAGUUACCAGUUCUGUAUUUUUGUCGGUUUAUUUCUGUCUCUUUCAUAUUUUGAGGAGAAAAGAAUUCUUAUUUAGCACACAUCAAAGUUUAGUAAAUGUUUACACACAUUUGGGUAGUUUGUAUAUAAUGAGUUUUGUAUCUAUAUAUCGUUUUGAAUAUUUUUUAAAUUACGGUUUUGACAAUUUAGCUUCAAUAUUAAAAUUACAUAAUCAUUUGCAAAAAUAUACAAUCAUUGUGAAAGCCCUUGUUUUGUCUUUAUUGAGUUCGAUAAUUAAUGAACUGGACAAAAUAUAGGGUUUGUAGUAAAUUUAUGAAAUCUAGUUUAAAUUAAUUUGUUUACUGUAAUAAAACACCGAUUAGUCUUAGUACAUAAUAAGUACCUGUAAAUAAUUUAAAAAUUUAAAUCACUUGCGCAUAAUUAAGUUAGUUUUAAGGUUCGAAAGGUACCUCUAAUGAUCUCAACAAAUUCUGGCAAAUUUAACUAUAUAACAAAUUAAUUUAACUGCGUAUUUAUUUGGUAAUUAGGCUUAUAUUAGGAUCUGCUCUAGGUGGGAAGAAGAUUUUUUGUCUCUUUCAAGUAAAUUUUUUUACAAAAUUUUGAUCCAGGACACGAAUGUCAAAUUGCUGCCACGAAUAAAGGAAUCCAUGAAAUAGAAGCUAUUUGACAUUCCUAUAUCCUCUCAAAUAGACUGUCAGUUGCCAAUGUGUCUUGACAAUUGUCACCGUGUCAAUUGUCAAGUUGAAGAGAACACCAAAAAGGCCACAUUUCAUUAAAAAAUAAAAGUAUGUGGCCUUUUUGCCAAACAUCUAACAAUAGGUAUCGUUAAAGUUCACUACGUACGUAGUUUUUGUAUAUAUGAAGAGACGUUUAUCCACCGGUUUUCCCGCCAAGAGCAACAUCGAGGUACCCCAAGGUUUUGGUUGUUUUUUUUCCUACUAGAUGAGUAGUCUGAUUGGAUUUGUGCAAUUUAGAUUAAGCGCGGUUGCAUGCGUCGUUUUUAAUGUAUUGAGAACGCCAUUGCAACCGCAUUUGUAGUGGUAUGGUCGAAACCAAAUAUUAAAAUUGUGAGUUUUGGUGUACAACACUUUUGGAGUCAUUUUUGUCAAUUUUUGCCCGGAGUCGAUAUAGUUCGUAGCUUUUUAUGUUAUGUUAUAGUCUCGACUAUGAAUAUAACCUUUACUUGUUGUUGUAUUUGUCUCACUAUCUACUUCUACCUUUGGACUAUUCAUAUUUCCCGCUAAGACUAUUGUAAACUCAAAUGUCAAUACUUCUAUUUCUGUCAAAUUGACAUUGAAGUUUGACACUCGAGGCAUAAAAUCUUUUCGUUUAACGACCGCAAUUAAAAAAUAACAAAUUAAUAUGUGCACGCUUGUAUUUAUGUAAAUGAAUGACGGUUAGUCCCGUUCAUAGAGAUAUAUUUAUAGAAGAAAAUAAUAUAUUCAUGCACUAAGAUAGACUGAUAUAGAUAAUUAACAAUGUAAGUAUAUGUAAUCUGUAUUCUAGAUUAAAUUGUGUGAUUUAGA
Pieris brassicae (large cabbage white) is the source of this 4134-nucleotide messenger RNA. It is a transcript of the gene fzr, whose product is annotated as fizzy-related protein homolog. Gene Ontology annotation, cellular component: anaphase-promoting complex. The transcript is spliced from 10 exons. Gene Ontology annotation, molecular function: anaphase-promoting complex binding; ubiquitin ligase activator activity; protein binding. Lineage: Eukaryota; Metazoa; Arthropoda; Insecta; Lepidoptera; Pieridae. Gene Ontology annotation, biological process: positive regulation of anaphase-promoting complex-dependent catabolic process; positive regulation of ubiquitin protein ligase activity; anaphase-promoting complex-dependent catabolic process. The coding region runs from base 393 to 1868 and encodes 491 amino acids. The record is from RefSeq and is a predicted model, not a curated record.